Messenger RNA from Corylus avellana, 543 nucleotides. RefSeq names its product pectinesterase inhibitor-like. Gene Ontology annotation, molecular function: enzyme inhibitor activity. NCBI's taxonomy places the organism in Eukaryota, Viridiplantae, Streptophyta, Magnoliopsida, Fagales, Betulaceae. Gene Ontology annotation, biological process: negative regulation of catalytic activity. The record is from RefSeq and is a predicted model, not a curated record.
AUGAACACCAUUUCUUGCUCAAAGGUCUUCCUUGUGUUGCUUGUAACUCUCUUGCCAAACCAAAUUCUUGCUGAUCAAAAUUUGAUCUCCUCGGCUUGUGAUCACACUCUGUACAAGAAACUUUGCAGGAAAACUCUUGAAUCGGACCCCGAAAGCAGCUCUGCUACUAGUUUUGAAGUCCUAUCCAAAGUUGCACUAAAACAUGCAACAUCUACAGCUACCCAUAUAAAUAGCAAAGUUACAAAACUGCUCAAUGAAUCAUCGAGCAAGGUAGUUAAGGGUGCCCUGAAAGAUUGCAAUGAGAACUACCAAGAUGCAAUCGAAGGACUUACGAAAUCGAGCAAUGCAUUGGCAUCUAAGAGGUAUAAUGAUGUUAAUACAUGGGUGUCGGCUGCCAUGAGUGCCAGUGACUCUUGUGACCAAGGCUUCCAGGAUGGGGGAGACGACAAGUCUCCAUUAGGCAAGUCUCCAUUAGGCCAUCAGGGAAUCGCAUUUACCCGGCUCUGCAGCAUUGUCUUGGCCAUUACCAAUCAACUCAAGUGA